UCUUUCCCCGGUCCGGUCGAUUGUUUCGCGCGUUUUCCGUUUUCUUGUUUAUUGUUGUGAAAUACUGUGAAUUGUAAAAAAAAUGAAUUCGUGCACGGAUCCUCUGCGUUUAAACGAAAAGCGACUUUUCAAAGAACUGAAGGAAAGUCUGCCAAAAGGUGCAAAGGAGACUAGGAACAUUAUCGAAAUUCGUGAAGACAUCCUGUACGUCUGGAAUGCCGAAAAAUGCUGUAUUUUGAAAUUGGACGUUGCUGCCACUCGCGCAAAAGCUGAUCAGGAUGUUUCUUAUCAGUCUCUGCAUCCGACGGAUCCUCCAAUUUUUGAAGUGAGUCACCUUCUCAUAAACGAAACGGUGACGCAGUUAGUGCUCUGGGGUAAUUUGGGCGUCGUCGUCCUCGAAUUACCAAAACGUUGGGGCAAAGAGUCCACUUUUCUGGAAGGAAGGGACGCAAUUUCCUGCAUAAGUCACAAUCUAGAUGGAUUUGGUUCUCAAUCUGCAACAACAGAAAUCAGAAAAGCUCGUUGGCAUCCAGGAUCUACAAACGAUUCACAUCUCGUGGUAUUAACUUCUCAAAAUAUAUUCCAUCUGUACGAAUGCGAAAUUGGCGAGACACCAAGAUUGUUAAAAACUUGGAAAGUUGGACCAACUCCAUCCAUUUCACCAUCGAAAAUACCAAGUUUCGCAUCCCUUGGAGACACAGCCGUAGAUUUUGAUUUUUCUACCCCUAUCGUUCGGUCAGAACUUGAUAGAGAUAUUGAGGUCAACAGAGUGAACUGGAACCAAAUAGAAUGGCCCAUUCUUGUUCUUCGAGGAAAUGGAGAUGUUCUAAUUGUAAGAGGUGACAUUUUAACAGCAGGAUUCUCAACACCAGUCGUUCUAGGCACACUUUCUAUGUAUCCCCCUGCUGUUGAUAAUUAUGGGGUAGAUUCUUGCUCGAUUAUGUGCAUACAAACUACUCCACCGAUUGUCGUAAUUGCUGCCUGUACCGGAAAAAUAUAUCACGCCAUUUUACUUCCUGAAGACUUCGAAGACGAGGAAAAAAAGACUUGGUCUCAGUACGGUUCGACCUAUAGUCUUCAUACGCCAGACGAUGCUCUUUAUGUUUACGAAUGCGUCGAAAUGGAAUUAGGUCUUUUAUACACUGACGAUGAUAAAAAAUACACUUGUCCGAUUCAUCUCCACAGCGACAAGGGCAACAAAUCAAGGUACUUUUGCUCUCACAAUGCAGGAAUUCACGUUGUGAAUUUGCCAAUGGUUUCCCAGUUGGAUGAAUACAUCAGCGCUGGUGAAGAAAAUCUCGAUCUUUAUCUGCCAACGCUUACAAAUCAAUCAAAUUCACAAUAUUUGGUUUGCACUCGGACAAAACACACUGGAAUUGAACAGCCAACACCUAUUCUUGGUUUUGGUCUUUUGCAGGAACCUUGUGUUCUGAUUUCUCUUUUGCAUACCGGAGUGGUAGUUGAUUUAUCUGUGGUGGAUUUCCACUAUUUGCCGAAAAUCGAAUUGCCUCGGCCUGUUACUAACCCGAGCAGAAAGAUAACUAAGGAGCCCUUCGAUCUUUACAUUAAACAAUUUUUAAGACACGAAUCUUCUCAGCCAAUCACAAUGCUCGGACUUCGACAAAACCUGACUGCUCGCGAAUGUCUGGAGGUACUGUACAGAGCUACGACUAUCUUUAGAUCUCAACAUUUUUCAAGACACGAUAAAGUGCGGGAAGAAAUUGGAAGGAAGGUGCGAACUCUCAAGGCUUUAAAAAAUCAUCAGCUGAAAGAACUGGAAUAUCUGAUUGAAAUGAAGAAGGAACUUCAGCAGACGGCUGAAAAACUAGCUGAACGUUACGAGGACAUCAAGGAUAAUCAGGAAGACUUGGCUCGCCGAGCUGAAGAGGUUUUAAGACUUGUUAAUUUAAAAGAACCGUCCAUGACACCAGUGGAAAGGGCAGAAGCUGAAGAAAUGAGGUUGAUGGACGAUAAAGUUAAAGAAUUAGCUGUUCGUUUGGAACAACUUAAAAAGAAGGCAGAUAAGCAAAACUUGCAUGCGGAUGAUCGACAGAGAAAUGGCGAGAAAAAGGAAAUUGUCUUCAAAAAGAAGCAAGUAGAGACAAUCAAGACGAAUCUUUCACAAAUGGGAAAGGACAUUUCUGAUCUUGUUUCGCGUGCAAAAUCGCUGGAGGAAGAAGUAGAGUUGUAGUUUAGGUAUCACUUUUUUAAUAAAUGAUCAAUUGUAUUUCAUUAUUCUGAAUAAAGAAUUGAAUUAAA
Molecule: messenger RNA, 2259 nt
Organism: Belonocnema kinseyi
Lineage: Eukaryota; Metazoa; Arthropoda; Insecta; Hymenoptera; Cynipidae
Gene: mbo
Product: nuclear pore complex protein Nup88
Exons: 13
Coding region: 83-2191 (702 amino acids)
Biological process (GO): mRNA export from nucleus; protein import into nucleus; ribosomal large subunit export from nucleus
Cellular component (GO): nuclear pore
Molecular function (GO): structural constituent of nuclear pore
Source: RefSeq, a predicted model, not a curated record